AUGAAAGAGACAAAGGCUACACUCGAUAAAGAGUAUGGCUUGGUGUGCAAGAACGCUCUCGAGGUCGGGACGUCUGAGUGGUGGAACCUCGAUUGUGGGUAUGCUCUCCCUCCCUCGUUUGAUCUCAUGUCUAUGGAGUUACCAACUCAGCACAUCGCAGAUGCUUGGUUUAGUGAAGCUGAGCUUACGGAGAGUGAUGUUCGCAUGGCUUACUCGAAUGCAUAUGCUGCGUUUUGUAUUGGUCGCAGAAUGGUCGGUGUCUUGUCAGAAAAAAGGAGACUGGCUGAUCGGUAUCAUAGAUAA
Molecule: messenger RNA, 303 nt
Organism: Microthlaspi erraticum
Lineage: Eukaryota; Viridiplantae; Streptophyta; Magnoliopsida; Brassicales; Brassicaceae
Source: the annotation of a GenBank genome assembly